AUGGGGCCAGAUGGCAACCCCUGGGGAAGGAAUGGAGACAGGGAAGGGAAGCGGUCAGUCAGAGCGGCCAUCAGCAGAAGACACCGAGAGGACACGGUGGGAGACAUGGGAGGAGAACCAGGAGACUCUGGAGCAGUAGAUGAGGAGGAGGGGGCUGAAGUGGUGGAGCAGAAGCCAGGAGGUAAAGAAAUGGAAAUGGUGAAGGAAAAUAUGGUGGUAAAUGAGGUGAAGGUCAAGGCAGGUCCCUGGUCCCUGAACGUGGAUGCCCACGCGAGCUCCCUGGAGGCCAUCCAACUAGAAGUGGAGACGAAUGCUCAGGCUGACAGAGCCGUACUACAUUUACAGCACAAGUGUGGUCAGGUAUGUCAACACUUCCUAGAGCAGAGGAACUGCAUUGUUCAGAAUAUCCCCAGCUUCUGGGUCAGUGCCUUUUGGAACCAUCGAUAGCUGUCCACCCUGAUUAGAGGCCAAGAAGCAGACAUGUUAAGGUACAUAGCCAAUUUGAGACACCCUAGGGUGGGCUUCAAGUUCUAGUUCUUUCAAAGAAACCCACAGUGCAGAAACAAGCUGAUUGUCGAGGAAUAUGUCAGAUCAUCCGACCAAGUGGAGUCUCUUGCCACUCCAAUCAUAGGGCACCCAGGCCAUGAACUCUAGUCUUCCAUUCAUAGGAAUCAAGACGUCACCUGCAGCUUCUUCAAUUGGUUUUCAGACCACAACCUUCCAGAGCCUGACACAAUUGCUGAGAUUAUCAAAGAGGACCUCUGACCAAAUCCACUUGAAUACUGCCUAUUGUGUGAAGGGGCCCAUAGAGUUAGACUCUGCCAGAUAAGGAAGCCAAGGGAUCCCUUUGGGUUCCAAUCUGGUUAA
Molecule: messenger RNA, 867 nt
Organism: Neomonachus schauinslandi (Hawaiian monk seal)
Lineage: Eukaryota; Metazoa; Chordata; Mammalia; Carnivora; Phocidae
Gene: TSPYL6
Product: TSPY like 6
Biological process (GO): nucleosome assembly
Cellular component (GO): chromatin; nucleus
Molecular function (GO): histone binding; chromatin binding
Source: RefSeq, a predicted model, not a curated record